AUGGCAAGUUUGAGACUCAGCGUUGGAGGGAAGAUAUUUGAGACGACGUUGGCAACCCUUUACAAAGCCGCCGCAGACUCGCCACUCAGAACCAUAUUGGUGGGUUGUGGGUAUCUGGAUUGUAAUGCACUUUUUAUCGACAGAGACCCGGCUUGCUUCGGUGUCCUCCUUAAUCUUCUUCGAACCGGUCAGCUUUCUGUUCCUCCGACCAUUCCCGACAACCUUCUCUUCCGAGAAGCCCAUUACUACGGACUCCUCGACCAGCUUCGGGCCGCCAGACAUGUCCGCUUAGACGCUGGGAAUUUCAAGCUUGCAUCCUCCAUAACUGGCCGGACUCUGCUGAAACCAAAUGCAUUGAUUAGAGCGAGUCCCAACGGCGGCUGCUCGGUCGCCAAUGGCAGAGUUUUCCACGUCUACGAUUGGACGCUCCAACAACUCCCCACUGCAAACCUUGAUUACAUGAAGAUUGUGGGUAUGGAGUGGUGCGAUUCACAAAACAUCUUGAUUAGUGGUUGUAACAACUCAUAUCAAAACACGGGUGGUGGUGGAAUCGGUCUCUUCAACCCACGAACUGCACAACUUAAGUACAAAUUCAAGUUUACUUCUCAUGAAGGAGGAGACGAUAAUGAUCAAUUUUCUUGUGUGACGCCUGGAAAUCUAGCAGUCGAUUCAAGCAACAAAAUGAUGUACUGCUGUUGUAAAGAUGAGUCGUAUGGGAAGCAGAUGAGUGGCAUUGGGGCUUGGGACAUAACAACAGGCCAGAAGAUUGGUUUCAGCUGUGAUCUUGGCGUGGACGCCUUCAAGCUCCAAUGGCUGCCGAUUAGGAACUGUUUAAUGGUCGCAAUCAGCUGCAGCCAUCAAUGCAAUAAUAAUUUUAUAAGUAUAAUGGACCCAAGAGUGAAAGACGUGCAUUUGGGUUGUUGGGAACGUGGUCGUUCCUACCAUCUGAAACAUGAAGGAAAGUUAGUAGAUGCAGUGGGGAUUGAGGAAAGGAACUGUGUGUGUGUAAUGAAGAAGAAUGGUCGUUUUGGUUUCGUGGACUUGAGGAUGCAGCUUGGAAGUGAUCACGAAGAAGAACUCUUUCCUUUUGUUGAGGAUCAAAGGUUGAGAUGUAAUUCUGAUGAUGAUGAAGGGCCAAAUCUGGGAUGGCAUGGAGGGAGCUUGUUUUGCUCCAUACGAAAUAUAAUCGUGUGUAUUGUGGGGCUGGAUCUGAAUGGAAAUUGGGUGCUGAAGUUAAACCCAAACAUGGAGGAGGACGCAUCCAUGGCUUUCCUGUUGGAGGGGACACCUUAUUUUCACUUCAUUCUACUGCACAAGGACGUUGGGAUUAUGAGGAUCUCUAUGAGAUUAAUGUAUGGCAGACACCACCAUCACCCUUAA
This is a messenger RNA of Momordica charantia (bitter melon), 1380 nucleotides long. RefSeq names its product BTB/POZ domain-containing protein At4g30940-like. Lineage: Eukaryota; Viridiplantae; Streptophyta; Magnoliopsida; Cucurbitales; Cucurbitaceae. Gene Ontology annotation, biological process: protein homooligomerization. The record is from RefSeq and is a predicted model, not a curated record. Gene Ontology annotation, molecular function: protein binding.